CUGCCAAGCCACACCAUGAACACCAUCGUCUUCGACAAGAUCAACGGCGCGGUGCUUUUUGAAGACCACGGCGUUCCCGAGCGGGAGCUGGGCGGCCGGCCCUAUGGCGGUGUCCUGGACAGUCCCCAUGCGCGUCCGGAGAUGGGUAUUCCGGAAGGCCCACCCCUCAAGGACAACCUCGGACUGAGACACCGAAGGACAGGGGCCCGGCAGAACGGCGGGAAGGUGAGGCACAAGCGACAGGCCCUGCAAGACAUGGCGCGGCCCCUCAAGCAGUGGCUUUACAAGCACCGUGACAAUCCGUACCCCACCAAGACCGAGAAGAUACUCUUGGCGCUCGGCUCGCAGAUGACGCUGGUGCAGGUGUCAAAUUGGUUUGCUAAUGCAAGACGUCGACUUAAGAAUACUGUUCGACAGCCAGAUUUGAGCUGGGCUUUAAGAAUAAAGUUGUACAACAAGUAUGUUCAAGGAAAUGCUGAGCGGCUUAGUGUAAGCAGCGAUGAUUCGUGUUCUGAAGAUGGAGAAAACCCUCCAAGAAGCCACAUGAACGAAGGGGGCUAUAACAAUCCAGUGCACCAUCCUGUGAUUAAAAAUGAGAGCUCGGUCAUAAAGGCUGGAGUGAGGCCAGAGUCACAGGCCAAUGAGGACUACGUGUCACCCCCAAAAUACAAGAGCAGCUUAUUGAACCGUUACCUUAAUGACUCUUUGAGACAUGUCAUGGCCACAAAUGCAGCCAUGAUGGGAAAGACAAGGCAAAGGAACCAUUCGGGAUCUUUUAGUUCCAAUGAAUUUGAAGAAGAAUUAGUGUCUCCUUCAUCAUCGGAAACCGAAGGGAACUUCGUCUAUCGCACAGACACUCUGGAAAAUGGAUCCAGUAAGGGCGACAGUGCAGCUAAUAGAAAGGGAGCGAGCAAGGAUGACACGUACUGGAAGGAGAUCAAUGCGGCCAUGGCCUUGACGAAUCUCGCACAAGGAAAAGACAAACUGCAGGGAACCACCAGCUGCAUCAUCCAGAAGUCGUCACAUAUAGCAGAAGUAAAGACGGUCAAAGUGCCCCUGGUUCAGCAGUUUUAGUAGUUGGCCGCUUUUCAGAUCCAUGGCUGGU
Artibeus jamaicensis (Jamaican fruit-eating bat) is the source of this 1105-nucleotide messenger RNA. RefSeq names its product mohawk homeobox (gene MKX). Lineage: Eukaryota; Metazoa; Chordata; Mammalia; Chiroptera; Phyllostomidae. The transcript is spliced from 6 exons. Gene Ontology annotation, biological process: muscle organ development; cell development; regulation of transcription by RNA polymerase II. Gene Ontology annotation, cellular component: nucleus. Gene Ontology annotation, molecular function: RNA polymerase II cis-regulatory region sequence-specific DNA binding; DNA-binding transcription factor activity, RNA polymerase II-specific. The record is from RefSeq and is a predicted model, not a curated record. Bases 16 to 1074 code for a protein of 352 amino acids.